AUGAUAUUGCUAAGAGAUGAGUAUCGAAGCUUUUAUAUUUUCAUCGCUUCUUUUAUUGUUAUUUUGGUGUUGCUGAAUAAUCUUGACGAUGAAUCUGCAACUUCUACUUCCCAGUAUUAUUAUCAAACAGAAAUAACCCAAGUAAUCGAGGAGGAAAUCAAGGAAGAGAACAUGGAAUCAGCGGACGAAGAAAUAGAGUGGAAUUUCAUGGAAAAUACGGUGAUUGGAGGUUGCUGCAAGGAUAAUUGUGAAGAAAUAGAAACUCUGGAAAGAGCUAAGAAAGAAUGCGUUGGUAUGGGCUUAGACUGUAUGGGGGUAACUCUUGAGAAUGGAAAAUAUACUCUUCGGCGCGGUCCGAAACUAUUGAGGAUGGACAUUACGGGACUCCCCGCUGAUGAAGUACCUGUAAAACGAGCAUGGGCAAAAUGGACAGUAGAAGACUGUACGAUGGAAGAUUACAUAAGAGAUCACGGAGAAAAUAUAGUGUUGAAUUUGACCGACUUUACUGAAGAAAACCCAACUAUUAAAAAUAGACUGGGUCGGCCAAACACGAAGAAAUGCGAGUUCAUGUUUGGAUACAGCCAUAUCGGAAAAUUACUUCAGUUCAAUAAAGAUCAACAGAUAAAUGUACUUCAACAGCCUGAAGAUUGUUCUUUCAGCUCUGAUUCAAGCUCAAUAUUAUUUGGCAUCAAAACUCUACCCGGCGCUUCAGAAUUUCGUCGAGCAAUUCGAGAGACUUGGCUCAGCCCAGGGAUUUGGAAGUGGCUUGGUUACCAAUUAAAAGUUGUCUUUCUCAUUGGAAAUCCGACAGGGAUUGAUUUGGCGGAAGAAAUUGAACGUCACAACGACUUACUCAUCUUGGACAUAGAAGAGAGCCACUACAACUUACCUUUCAAAGAUGUAGCUUUUCUUAGAUUCAUCAAAAACCACUGCCAAGCUGAUUUCAUCUUCAAGGGGGAUGAUGACAUCUGCCUUGUUCCCCAGAAUCUCGUCACCGAAAUUGAAAGACUGAAAAACACCUCUGGAAUGGGAUCAUUUGGAUGUUUGAAAGGGCCUGAGUCAGUUACUCGUAUUCCAUUUUUCAAAUAUUUCGUCCCUCGGCAAAUCUACGAACCUGAAGAGUAUCCUGUUUAUUUCUCCGGCGCUGGUUACGUAACAACGCUAGAAUUCGCGCUGAAGCUAGAAGAGCAGACGUACAAUGUUCCGGUUAUUCCUUUGGACGAUACUUAUGUAGGCACUCUUAUUCAAGCUGCUAAUUUGAGUGAUUCUAUGAUGCGCUCUUUGACCAGUUGCAUGGGCCUCGUCCCUAGAAUUUUUCGCAAAGAAAAAGCCUCAAAUGAUCUGUGUACUCUUCGCGGAUUCAACUUCGUUCAUAAAUACCGGGAUCCGAACCGUAUGAAAUACGUUUAUCAUGACCUCGUUAGCGGAAAAUUCUCUUGCAACAUCAGCGCGAUGGAAGAAUAUUGGAAGCCAACGAACGGCUGGAGAAGAGUGAAUUUCACAACGCUAGAAAAUGCCUGGCGUGGAAAUUUUGAAAGCUUCAGACCUUACUUAGAAUAA
Oikopleura dioica is the source of this 1560-nucleotide messenger RNA. NCBI's taxonomy places the organism in Eukaryota, Metazoa, Chordata, Appendicularia, Copelata, Oikopleuridae. The record is from the annotation of a GenBank genome assembly.